AUGCCAAAGAUCUCCAAAACGCCACGAAAUGAGCCAUCCCGUGACUCUCCGGAGGAUUUUCCGGAGUUGGCCAGAGAAGCUAGCCUCGCUGCUAACACCACGGAGCUGGCUAACGAGACAUUGCUACAACACAUCUCUGAAACGAUCGCGGCAGAGGCAAGGCGCUCUCAAACAGCCAUGGAUCAGUCAAUCGCCAAGCUGGAGCUGUCCCAUGAUGUGGCGACUUUGUGUGACGCUAUCGGGGUUCGCCAGGCGGAGGCUGAGAGCCGCAUCUCCGCUCUGGAGGACGACAUGGCGCCGCUGCAGCCUGAUUAA
Molecule: messenger RNA, 315 nt
Organism: Knipowitschia caucasica
Lineage: Eukaryota; Metazoa; Chordata; Actinopteri; Gobiiformes; Gobiidae
Source: the annotation of a GenBank genome assembly